AUGGCCCGUUUUACUUCUGCUCUCUUCGCCUUCGCCCUCUUCGCCGCCGCUGUCGCUGUCCCCACCCCACAAGACGUCGAAUAUGUGCAAUGCAAUGGCGGUCAAGUCCAAUGCUGCAACGACGUUAAGGAGACCAAUCAGCUCGACGCCCCAUACAACCAGCUCCUUUCCGUCUUCGACGUCGACGUCAAGCAACUCACCGGCAAGGUUGGUUUGACCUGCAACACCGUCAAUGUUUUGGGUAUUGGCAGCAAUUCCUGCGACGCCCAAACUGUUUGCUGCACUGAUAACAGUUUCGACGGCAUCAUCGCCCUUGGAUGCACGCCCAUCAACAUCAAUCUUUGA
Messenger RNA from Coprinopsis cinerea okayama7#130, 345 nucleotides. RefSeq lists its product as hypothetical. Gene Ontology annotation, cellular component: fungal-type cell wall. Gene Ontology annotation, molecular function: structural constituent of cell wall. Lineage: Eukaryota; Fungi; Basidiomycota; Agaricomycetes; Agaricales; Psathyrellaceae. The record is from RefSeq and is a predicted model, not a curated record. Bases 1 to 345 code for a protein of 114 amino acids. The transcript has 3 exons.